AUGUACAUCGGUAAGAAUUGUGCCAGUCAAGCUGCACGCUACAUCAACUCGCAGCUCGCCGCACUGUAUGAGAAUGCCGUAGAGUGCCUCGACACUCAUGGAUGUGCAGCGAAUAUGGACGACGAGUGCAGAUCCUCCUAUGCUCUUGCCGAAUACUCCGACUUUGGACAGUCUCGAAGCAAGAAGCUGAAAGACAGGGUGUUUCAUGCCGUCUUCAACCAGCCACACGUUGAUUUCAUCUGCAAUCACGCCGCUAUCCUUUGUUUGAGCAUCCGAUACGGUUUCUACUGUAUUGAAAAUGUAUUUUCAGCUCAUCAGCAACCUGUGACUAUAUCGGAUGUGAAUGUCAAAUUCUGCAUCUCAUUUGACCGCGAACGGCACAUCCUCCCUGCUUCUGAGUCUCGCAGGUCCUUAAAUGCUAUCCAGCUGGUUAUACUUGACUUCAUGAAUGCCCAGCUGGUCUCCGCUACUGCUGACGUGGCAAUUGACGGAAGCAUUCUGGAGUCUCAUCUUGCGCGAUACCUUAGGUUCCUGCAGGAUGCGGGCAGCAACAUCUUCCCAUCAUUGCCGGAGUUCGAUGCCAGGAAACCAAAUCUGACCAUUGACUUCUCGCUCUUUGGAAGCGCCUUCUUCCGUUUAGGCCGACACAAGAUAGGCAAUGUAUCUGUCAAAGAGAUAAAUAACUACCUUGCGUCGACUUGGUUCAAGGCUUCGACGCUUGAUGCAGAGCGAAAUAUCGAUUCGGACUGGCGGGCGACCUCUCUCGCGGACCUGAACAGCGUUCGUGCGCUUCCCGCAAUAUCGAAUGUCCACUUCCAGCUUAGUUUCGACCCCCCUCGCCUCAACUUGAUCUGUUCCCGCGAAGCUGUCGUCACAUUUCGCCUCUCUGAUGUGAAGUUCUUCGACACCCCUUCUCUGGAAGGUCCUCCCAAGCGACAAUAUGGAGCAUGCGAUAUUGUUGUUUUGUUUGACAUAUAUCACGAGAUCGAGGGGCAUAUCGUGCGAUGCAAGCUUGACAUAAACUCGGCGCGCAUUGUGAACGAUGCAUGCAAACUCCCAUAUGUCGACGACGGUGAUGAGACAGCAAUUGAGUACUGGACGGGACUACUCAAAUUCUUCGUACCGGGUUAUGUCGAGAUCCUAAAGAGCGCUAACUACCACGUGGUCUAUUAUGACGACGAGCGUGUACAUGCAUCCGCUGCUGGUGAAGGGCGCUCCCCACUCCCGUCGAGUCCUGCCACUCAGGUGUCUUUCGCGUGGAAGCAGGCGUUGACGGACACAGACCUGCAUGGCUUCGACCAAGUCAUUGUCGUUUCUCAGUCUUCGGCAAACGCGCACUUGUAUGACUUGUAUUCUCGCUCGCUGAAGGAUCCGGACCUCGAAUGGUUGUCCGACUGGGGGACCGAUGAUUUCCAUGCAAGGGUGCAACCAAUGACAUGCUGCCUGCUUAGCAACAACAAGGCCAUCGUAUGGGUAGACCUUGCAGUAGGAAACCUCAAGAUGCCCGAUCAGGAGUAUGAAUUUGAAGAUUUGCGCCUUGCGUUUGAACUGACUCUGAAAAUGUUCACUCACGACAACCUGUUUCUCUCCCGGAACGGUCUUCGGAUAUUCGAGAACUCCCUAGCAUACAAGGAUCACUGCCUUGAUGGUGCCUACGAGUUCAGGCAUAUAUGUCUUGAUUUCACAUCUUGCAAAUUCCUUCAUGAGUAUUCUAGGUUUGAGAGUGUAUUUGAGCAUUGUGACAGAAAUACGAUCGACGUUGCUAGAGCUAUAAUCAACAACAUUCAAAAGCAAUAUUUCUCCGUGUUUACAACGGAAGGACUUGGCGUAAUUCAUACUCUCCCAAUCUGGGCCGGCGACGCUCUGCAGGAUCGGCCAGCACACGUAUUGACUGACGUUGCUUUCUAUGUACACUCGGAGUCGACAGUGGACCGUCAAAACUGGAUGGAAGUUUCAGAAUUUCUGGCCCCAGUUAUUGUGGUCCUAGGCAUGUGCAACUUCCGCAGGCUUCCCUUCCGAUACCUCGACCUCCCACCCUCCUGGCAUGCUCUCGCAAAUGAGCAGGGUUCGCAUGGCAUCUUGGCCAUCGACCGGACAGUCUUUCUGGAAGAUUGGUUGCUCAAAUCUUUGGCAUAUGUCAACCGAGCUACAACUCUGAUCCCCGAAUUUUCUCGACCAAAAGACGGUAGCUGGGAGCCAGAGAUGAUACCAUGGGCUACUCACUGCUUUAAGAAGGACCAUCCGUGCCGAUGGCAGCUCAGAUCUGAGCAGGAUGGUUUUCUCAGGUUCGCGUGGAAGAAUCUUGACGGAUGGAACUACGGACACGAGAGUGGGCCUACCGACAGCAUGAACGGAUCGUACGCAAUAUCAUGCGGAACCCGGAACUAUUUGGAGAUCCCCAGCUUAGGCCCACAAAAAGAAUUGAACAUCAAAAUUAGGGGUGAGAUUGAGCUUCGAUUGUCGUGCAAUUCUAGUCGGACACAUUGGAGUGUCAAGUCGUCUGCUAAGUGGGAUAUUGUAUUGGUGAUCGUGACCGAAAGCAGCGGUCUUCACUUCGAGUUGCAGACUCGCUCUGCUAUGUUUGAUUUUGCGAGGAACGAGAUCGAAGGAGAUACCACCGCGGUAGCGGAUGCUAAGGCCCUUCUAAAGGAAUGUCUCCAAGAUUCGCUCGACUUCACGACGAUGAUGGAUCAGCUUUGGCCUCUCGAAGGAAUAUGGCAAUCGUGUUACCCAGGAUCGCUCGGGUUCACUCUCGCCCAUCCGGGUUUCAGUACCCAGGGAGAUGUCUUACUCAAGCUUCGACCUUUCGGUCAACUCUCAUCAGCUGAUCACACUGCUCCAGGAAGCAGACAGGCAUUAACUAUAUGUUCCCGGCGAAGGUCUCAAUCGAGCUGCACUGUCUCGCCACGGUCAUCCCCCUCACGCCAUCUACCUUCUCUACCUUCGCCUGGCUGCCCUCCAUCCCUGUCUCCACCCGCAUCUCGGUUGUUUGGUGCACUUUCUCCUCCAUCGCAACGGUUCGUACGACCCUCCGCGCGAGACGUUGAGCAGGCCAGGGCAAUGUUUGCGUAUGCGGUCGCGAUUACCAACGGUGCCAGUACUGACAGCAAUAACCUCUCUGAGCCUGGGCAUAUUGAUGUGAGUGAGAGUCAUAGCUGA
This is a messenger RNA of Sparassis crispa, 3159 nucleotides long. RefSeq lists its product as hypothetical. The record is from RefSeq and is a predicted model, not a curated record. NCBI's taxonomy places the organism in Eukaryota, Fungi, Basidiomycota, Agaricomycetes, Polyporales, Sparassidaceae. The transcript has 11 exons. The coding region runs from base 1 to 3159 and encodes 1052 amino acids.